Messenger RNA from Passer domesticus (house sparrow), 2512 nucleotides. RefSeq names its product transcription factor AP-2 epsilon (gene TFAP2E). The transcript is spliced from 7 exons. Gene Ontology annotation, cellular component: nucleus. Gene Ontology annotation, molecular function: DNA-binding transcription factor activity, RNA polymerase II-specific; RNA polymerase II transcription regulatory region sequence-specific DNA binding. Bases 1 to 1305 code for a protein of 434 amino acids. Gene Ontology annotation, biological process: regulation of cell population proliferation; anatomical structure development; regulation of transcription by RNA polymerase II. NCBI's taxonomy places the organism in Eukaryota, Metazoa, Chordata, Aves, Passeriformes, Passeridae. The record is from RefSeq and is a predicted model, not a curated record.
AUGCUUGUGCACAGCUACCCGGGCAUGGACCGAGCCGAGGGGCUGCCCGGGGCGCCGGCCGGGGCCCGCCUGCCGCAGCUGCCCUCGCUCAACCAGGCGCCCUAUGGCUCGGCGCCGCCGCUCUGCCACACGCCCGCCGCCGACUUCCAGCCGCCCUACUUCCCCCCGCCGUACCCGCAGCCGCCGUUGCCCUACCCGCAGGGCCAGGAGCCCGCUUACCCUCACCUGGCGGACCCGUACGCGGCGCUCAGCCCCCUGCACCAGCACCAGCAGCCGGCCUGGCCCCCGCAGCGCGGCCGGCAGGACGAGCCGGGGCUGCUCUCGCAGACCCACCGCGCCCUGGGGCUCGACCCUCGCCGCGAGUACCCCGCCGUGCCCCGCCUGCUCCACGGGCUGCCCGACGGCGGCCACGGCCUCGCCGACGGCCCGCUGGGCCUGCACGGCCUCGGCCACCACGGCCUCGAGGAUAUCCAGGCCGUGGACGACGGCGGGAUGAACCUGCUCGAUCAGUCCGUGAUCAAGAAAGUGCCCAUCCCCUCGAAGGCCAACGGCACCAGCAUCCCCACGCUGGCCAUGAGCAAGGACGGCCUGAUCGGAGGGGUCACCAACCCCAACGAGGUGUUCUGCUCCGUGCCCGGCCGCCUCUCCCUGCUCAGCUCCACCUCCAAGUACAAGGUGACGGUCGGGGAGGUGCAGAGGAGGCUCUCCCCCCCCGAGUGUCUCAACGCCUCUCUCCUCGGCGGGGUCCUCCGCAGAGCCAAGUCAAAAAAUGGGGGUCGGUGUUUAAGGGAAAGGCUAGAGAAAAUUGGGCUAAAUCUACCUGCAGGAAGGCGCAAAGCUGCCAACGUCACCCUGCUCACAUCCCUCGUGGAAGGUGAAGCCAUUCACCUGGCUCGGGAUUUCGGCUACGUCUGCGAGACCGAGUUCCCGGCCAAGGCGGCGGCAGAGUACCUGUGCCGGCAGCACUCCGACCCCACGGAGCUCCACACCAGGAAAAACAUGCUGCUGGCUACCAAGCAAAUUUGCAAGGAGUUUGCAGACCUGAUAGCCCAGGACCGCUCUCCGCUGGGGAACAGCCGCCCCUCGCUCAUCCUGGAGCCCGGAGUGCAGAGCUGCUUGACUCACUUCAGCCUGAUAACCCACGGCUUCGGGGGCCCGGCCAUCUGUGCUGCCCUCACCGCCUUCCAGAACUACCUGGUGGAGUCCCUCAAGGGGCUGGAUAAAAUUUUCAUGAACAGCACGGGGAACGGGCACACGGCCGGGGACUCCAAAGCGUCAGACAAGGAGGCGAAGCAUCGGAAAUAACAGCGCUGCCUGCCCCGGUGGGAGCUCCCAGGGCACCAGGGGCAAGGAAGACCCAGAGCCACUGUUUUCUGAACUGCCGAGCUUGAACGUGGGGGGAAACCCGCAAGGCAAACAAAGAAAAGACAGGAGAAAAGAAGGCUUAAAGAAUUUAAGGAGAAAACAGUGCUAAUGGACGUAGUGAGAUUGAGGGAAGCCAGGCUGAUGGCUUUGGGGUUUUGCCUUUUUUUUUUUCUUUUUUUUUUUUUGGUAACGUGGAUGCAGGAAGCCAAGUCAUGUGCAAUUUGAUUUUAUUUUGCUUUUUAAAACAAACCCAUAGUGAAAUCCUGACGUGCUCCAGGAAUUUGUUCCAACUGAAAAACUGAGAGGAAAGAGCAAAAGCCUCAUCAGUGCAAGACCCAGAGCAGGAGCAGCCGAGGGCAGGGGGAUGGAGCCCUGGCUCUACCUGGAUUUAUCCACUGGUUUUGAGGCAAACACCCAGGAAAUCUUCAAUUCCCCCACCCACAGCCCAGCCCUGACACCAGGCCAAGGAAAACUGCUGGCAGAACUGCUGUGGAUUUAAAGCAGGCCCAGGCUUUGUUUACAGCUUCAAACUGAGACUCACUGUGGAUUUUCCUGUGGGCUGAGGAGCCCCAAGCCACGAGGAACAACCUCACAGCCAGCAGGAGCCAGGGCAGGACCGAGGGGAGCCCCCCUGGCUGCUGCCCUCCCUGCUGGGGACCAGGCAGGUGAAGUCAAACCCAGGACUAAACAAAACUCCACAACCCACAGAUAACAGCACACAAGUUUCUAAGAUUAGUAAUAAUAAUAAGUAAAGCACAAGGAGCAGAACUUGAACCAGGCCAAACGGAACUCUUCUAAAUCUGUAUAUAUUUAUUUAUGUGUAAUUAAAAUCUGAAAGUUUUAAAAUGUCCAGUGCAAGUUAUUUAUAUCAAAUUGAGUUGGGUUUUUUGUUUUGCUUUUGUUUUUUUGUUUGAUUGUUUGUUUGUUUUGGGUUGGGUUUUUUUCUUUUGAAAGAUGAAAAUCUUUGGAUUUUCUGCCAUUAGAAAUGGGAAUGAAGUUUUGGAUCCACCAAACUGUAGCAUGGACAAGCUAGGCUGUGAUGAUAAUGACUCUAGAAGUUCUGCAGGAUUUUGUACUUGCUGUUGUUUCUCUUAAUGCUGCAAUAGAUGUACAACACCCACACCACAAUGUCAUUCUCAUUCUCUUA